AUGAUUGCCACUAAAAACGGAAUUCUUCAACAGAAGUUAACAAGGAAUCGAUUCGAACCGGCUAAUAAUAGUUUCAUCAUCGCUAAAGUGCCACAUGUUGAGACAUCGCUUCGAGCCGCUGUUAGAGCCGAGCCUUUGACUCGAUCGCAAGGCCAUAAGCACUGCAACUGCACAAAUGAAUGUGUGAAUGAACGGUGUGCCUGUCGAAAAGCCUCUGCCUCAAUGAAAAACCUCUGCUUCAAUACAGACCACGAUGUAGACCACGACGGUUUAAUUAAGUUAUGGAAAUCUGACUUU
Molecule: messenger RNA, 297 nt
Organism: Mesorhabditis belari
Lineage: Eukaryota; Metazoa; Nematoda; Chromadorea; Rhabditida; Rhabditidae
Source: the annotation of a GenBank genome assembly